ACCAUUAACAUCAUAAUUUCAUUCCUUGAUCCAAAUCUCAAUAUUUCUUCAAUCCUUCUUCAAAAACGCCUCAACCAUGGCCGGAGGAAGAUCAAAGUCUAAGGCUUCUAAGAAGAAAAGCACCGCCGAACCCUCGAGCUCUGCGCCUCCACCGUUCCCCUACCUGGACGGAUCGUUUCUUGAGUUCGGGUCGGAGGAGGAACUCAACCGAUUCCUCACGCACUUUGCCAAGCGUCCCAUUUCUCCGCCUAGGGUGCUGCCCGAGUUGUACCCUCAACAAAAGGGGUACCACGACCUCGACAAUCAGCUUCAAGCAUCGGGUCUGUGGUCGUUCGUCUCCAGGAGCCGCUCGAGCUUCAAUCCCGCCUUUGUGCGAGCCUUCUACUCCAAUCUCCGCCGUGACGGGGACACCAUUCGCAGCAGCAUCAAUCUCUACGACAUAGAGAUUGAUUUGCCUACCUUUGCUCGGGUCGCAGGGCUGCCCAUCCGCGGUGACGACAUCGCAACCUAUGGUGGCGACGAUUGGAUCCUCAACAAAGAGGCGGUCGUCAUUCGUGAGCUUGGGAUCACCAACUUGAUCUGCCACAGCGGCGCACCGACGAUUCACUCGGCCCCACCGGACAAGCGCCUCCUCCUCUACAUCAUCACCCGGAUUCUCCGCCCCCGGGACAGCAGCCAUACCUCGCUGUUCAACGAGGACUUGAAGGUGAUUCAUGCCAUCAUCCACGGCGCCUCCAUCAAUUGGGCGAAAUUCGUGAUGAUCCACACGGCGCCUUCCUCCACCUUCCGGAAGAAGUCCGGAGACCGGGACGACGCAGGCCCGAGUCGUGCACCAGCCCCCGCUCCCGCCAAGGCCUCCUUGCAAUCCAUAGCCGAUACUCUGAACCGGCUAACCCUCAUAGUGGAUGGCAUGGGGCAGUCAAUCGAGAGGAUGGACUGGACGCUGCAACGCCAACACCACGACAUGACGGCGUUCUUCCGCGGCAUCAACUACGUCCUGCCGCCCUUUGACAGCACCUUCCUUGGCCAAAACUAUGAAGGCGAGGACGAGGAGGAUAACUCCUAUGCUCCAUCCUCCUCCCCCGACGAGGCCGACUUUGAAGAUGCGGUCGACGGCGAUCCCAUGGACGUCAAGGACGACGAGGACGCCGAUGCUUAGACUUCUCUUUUCUCUUCUUCCUAUGAUUUUAUUUCUUAUUUUUUCUUCCAUUCCGUUGUAUUCCGCAUUUCCCUUUUCAUGAAUAAGUGUUUACUUUUAAAAUUCUAAAGUUUACUUUUAAUUCUUUUUGUUAAUGUCAAAACGGGGAAGAUAUUAAGGUCAUGCAUAAACUAAGGGGGAAUUU
Molecule: messenger RNA, 1343 nt
Organism: Cuscuta campestris
Lineage: Eukaryota; Viridiplantae; Streptophyta; Magnoliopsida; Solanales; Convolvulaceae
Source: the annotation of a GenBank genome assembly